AGUCGUUCCAUAAACUCGAAUGCAACAUUACUGUGCACUCUUCAACCCGGGAAAUCUAAAGGCUCUGCAGACAAAAUGCAACGUUCCGUGUGUUGAACUUAAUGAAGAGUUUCUGCCAGUAGCAAGUCUUUAAAUUAGUACUUUAUUUCAUCAGUAAACACAGGCCUGCAACAAGAUAUCGGUUGAAUUGCUGUUGCUCGGCCAUGGGGGAACAUGGCGGCUGCAGUGACUCCAGCAGCGAUCUGGAGGAGAAGUUCCCUGUGUUUGACUUCCUGCAGCCGGGUCGACACCCCUGCCCCGCUUCCCAGAGCAGCACAGAGAACACACACUCAGGCAAUGUGGGAACAUGUUCAGGAGUGGCUGAUGUAAUGAUGAUCAGCAGCGACUCUGAUGGCGAUACACCUUACGUCCCUUUGGCACAGAGACUCAAACAGAGACAGGGAAAUGUUAUGAGUGCCUCCUCCUCUGUCACUCAUGGGAAAGAUGCUGAAAACUAUUCACCAUCCAAACUGGCCGAUCUACAGCUCUCUCGACAGAAGGGCCUGUCAGAGUGGCCGCUCAGCUUCCAUCAGGUGAGAACAGUGAACCCAGGUGAGGCGGCAGUUUUCCCUAAGCAAGGGCUGCCACCCACCGACGCCAAGAGGAAAGCUACCAAGCAGACGAUGGAGAUCCAGAACUCCAGCGAAGAGGUUCUGAGGAAAAAGUGGAACAGGAAGGGCAAUCAGAGGGCCAAGGACGGGCUCCGGCAGGAACUGGAGAGGCAGAGAUCCGAGAGGAAAGCUCUGGCUGAGGCUGCCAAGGCUCUGAGGCCGGAGGAGUGCAUCAAGCACAUGGUGGUGGCUGUGGACCCAGCUCUCUUACAGCUGGAAGGAGGCGGGACUCUGCUGGUGGCACUGCAGGCUCUGGGCUGUAACUGCGCCAUCGAGAAACAAGGCAUCCCACGCAGUGUGAGCUGGAUAAGGAGGGCCCCGUGUGCACAGCCAGAAGAUGAGGAGUGUGUACCAGAGGCACAUGUUGUGAUGCAGAUGACCGUUGAUGACUUCAUCUAUCUUACCCACAGCUACAUUCAGGAAGAGCGGCACGGCGCAGGCUCCGGUCCCACUCUGACCUCCUGGGUGCUGCAGCAGCAGAGAUGUCACCCUACUAAGACUCUCAGCCUGGUGGUCAUCGAACUGGAGAACUACUUCAGAUUGCAGAAACAAACAAAGAAACAGGGAGUGAAAAAGAGGAGGAAGAACGGAGGUGCCCAGGACCUCCCUGAGGUGUCCCGGGUCGACCUGGAGGAGGCAUUGGUGCAUCUCCAGCUUCACACUGGUGUCUCCGUCCGCUUCCUGUCAACCUGGAAGGACUUCUCAGAUCACAUCACCAUGACAACCAAAGCUGUUGCAGAAUCCCCGUUCAAGCGAGAGAGGGAGCAGACAGGCUUCUCCUUCUACCUUGAGAGUGAGUGGGCUGGAGGGCAGCGGGUAGAUAAGGCUGGGAAGGGGCUGCUGCAGGUUUGGAGGAGACAGAUCCAGCAGCUGAACAGAGUCAGUCCGGACAUGGCCUCUGCCCUCCUGGCAGCGUAUCCCUCCCCACAGCUACUCCACAAGGCCUACAGUCAGUGUCAGAGUGAACGUGAGAGGGUUUCUUUUCUCUCUGAGCUGCUGAUACGCAGAGGAGAAGGAGUCACCUCCACGACCCGCCGCGUCGGUCCCGAGCUGUCCAAACGCCUCUUCCUGCUUAUGACCUCCUGGGACCCCCAGCACACCCUGGACUCCACCGCCUGACCUUUGCCUUGCAUUUUUAUCAGCAUCGGACUUAUCACCCUCACUGUUCACAACAUGGAGUUUCACACAAUGUAGUUAGAAUUCGGUUUUAAUUAAAUUUCUGUGUUAUUUUUCCGUCAUGUUUUUGUUAUUAAAACCUUUCAUUUCUCUUCU
This is a messenger RNA of Eleginops maclovinus (Patagonian blennie), 1922 nucleotides long. RefSeq names its product essential meiotic structure-specific endonuclease 1 (gene eme1). Gene Ontology annotation, biological process: double-strand break repair; resolution of meiotic recombination intermediates; mitotic intra-S DNA damage checkpoint signaling. The transcript is spliced from 9 exons. Bases 204 to 1769 code for a protein of 521 amino acids. NCBI's taxonomy places the organism in Eukaryota, Metazoa, Chordata, Actinopteri, Perciformes, Eleginopidae. Gene Ontology annotation, molecular function: crossover junction DNA endonuclease activity; DNA binding. The record is from RefSeq and is a predicted model, not a curated record. Gene Ontology annotation, cellular component: Holliday junction resolvase complex; nucleus.